This is a messenger RNA of Blastomyces dermatitidis ER-3, 4708 nucleotides long. RefSeq lists its product as uncharacterized. The coding region runs from base 1230 to 4148 and encodes 972 amino acids. The record is from RefSeq and is a predicted model, not a curated record. Gene Ontology annotation, cellular component: plasma membrane. Lineage: Eukaryota; Fungi; Ascomycota; Eurotiomycetes; Onygenales; Ajellomycetaceae. Gene Ontology annotation, molecular function: calcium-activated cation channel activity. The transcript is spliced from 4 exons.
UUCAGGCUGCCCGUUUCAAUCCUCACUUUUUCUCUUUUUUCGAAAUUACAAUAAUAAUGAUAACCCGUGGACCGGAAGAUGGUUGCAAAGCACGGCACACGGUAACAUUUCCAAGCUGUGCGGUUGUGUCUGCUACAUUUGAUUAUGUAUCUGUUCUCUCUUCGCCUUUCUUUGAGCAAUGGGUAGAGGCUAGAGUGAGCUGAUGCCAGAGAACAGGUCCACUGCGGUGGAUCAAGGACCGCGGUCUGGGUCUGGGACUUUUUGACUGUCCUGACUGUCCUCAGUAGUGUCCUGAAGAUUCCUGUCAUAGACUCAUGGGCCAGGCGUGAGGCGUUGAGGCGUUAUUUAUUUAGAGUGGCUUGAGAGACUUCUAAACUUUCAACCAACAACGUCCAACAACUUCAAAACUUCACACAAGACACGGACUCACGGAGACAAAACCUCAGGCACUUGAGACAUUGGGCAGCGCUACCGUUUAGUAUGGGCCGAACUAUGAAUUAAUUAUUGCCUUCGCCCAUAAUCGGGCUGGUUCUCCAUCCGACAACGUUGUCUGGUUGGGGGUACGGUGCAGAACCGUGGAUGUUAAUGCGAUGAUAUUACUAAAUUUCUUGCUUAAACUUUUAGGGUUAAUUUUUUUCAAAUCUGUUUCUGGUUCUCCGAUAUUUCGACCUGUCUGCCCUACCCGCCCUAUGUAAAAAGAAGUGAAGAGAUAGGUGUUCGGUCUUUGUCUGGUUCUCCCCCGGCGCUCUUUUUGUCCAUGUCAUUCGCAUUUCCCUGAUAUCGUCCCGCAUUAUCCCAUUUUUAAUAAGGUUCUCCUACCAUUCGUUGAUUGAGGACUUUCUGCUUCUUCUUCUGCUUCUUCUUCUUCUUCUUCUUCUUGCCUUAUUUUGUUCUUAUUACGUCUUUCUUUUCUCCCAGCUCGUAAACGCCACACUCCCCUUGUUGGCCUUAUACACAUCACAUUCGUUGUUCGAAUCCUCGAGUCCGCGAAACCGUCCUCUUGUUUGUCACGCUCCUCCCAUAAUACGUCUGGGCAUCCGUUGUCUAUAUUUUACCACGGGGGAUCCUCGGGUCCGGGAAUGACAUUCCCCUCUACCGCUUAGAUGAGAGUGUCUGCUCGUUUGCCUAUGUUCCUGUGUCAGUCAUUUUGGGGGGAAACCAGGGACCUUACUACAUAUACAACCGCUUGAUUAGCGUAUCCCAUCGUUAUCAUAUCGCUGCCGAUCCUUAUGCAAGGCGCUAUAUUAGCUCGCCAGGACGGGGGAAAGACCCCCGCAGACCAGCUCCUGGAGCUGAUCCGGAAUCCAUUCAGCGCUGCUUUCCAACUCAAUGCCUUCUGGGCUUCGUUUGGUACAUCAGUCGGACUGACGCUUUCCCUUGGCUUACUCUUCUCCCUCUUCCGUCCCCGCAACUCGCUGGUUUACGCCCCUAAAAUAAAGCAUGCGGACCAGAAGCACACCCCUCCUCCCGUGGGGAAGGGCCUAUUCGCUUGGAUUACCCCGCUUAGAAACACCAAGGAGAGCGAGCUCAUCGAUUGUAUUGGUCUUGAUGCUACAGUGUUCUUGCGCUUCACCAGAAUGUGCCGCGAUAUGUUUUUGGCCUCGAGCGUCAUCGGCUGUUUCGUUAUGAUCCCCAUAAACAUCGCUAAGAGCACCCCGCCAGUGGGUAUCAAUGCGUUCGCAACUAUGACCCCAGAGUAUGUAUCAUACAGUGCAAUUUGGAGUCAUGUCGUUUGUCUCUGGCUUUUCAAUGCCAUCGUCGCCUAUUUUCUAUGGCGCAAUUAUAAAGCUGUCUCCACUUUGAGAAGACAUUAUUUUGAAAGUCCUGAGUACCAGAAGAGUCUACAUGCUAGAACCCUUUUGGUUAGACAUAUACCGCCCGAUUUCAGAACAGAUGAAGGCCUCCUACGCUUGACGGACGAGAUCAAUCCUACCCCAUCAGUACCCCGCGCUUCGAUUGGCCGCAACAUGAAGGGUCUACCAAAACUUAUCGCAGAGCAUGACAAGAUGGUUCGACAACUUGAAGAAGUACUUGCCAAAUACUUCAAAAAUCCGGAUCGACUCCCCUCCAAACGUCCUACCUGCCGUCCUUCAAAAGAAUAUCAGGCGGAGCAUGGCUCUGAGAAAGUCGACGCCAUCGACUACCUUACAGGCCGAAUUCGCGACCUCGAGGACGAGAUCAAGUAUGUUCGGGAGUCAAUCGAUACCCUGAACGCUAUGCCCUACGGCUUCGUUAGCUGGGAAUCGAUUGACGACGCCCAUGUAGCGGCCUAUGCUGCUCGAAAUAAGCACCCGCAAGGCAUAUCGAUUACUCUUGCCCCGCGACCUUAUGAUAUUAUCUGGGAAAAUCUGGCCCUUACGAGAAAGAUUCGGAAAAGGAAACGUAUAAUCAAUUUUUUCUGGUCUACCGUGUUGACCUUGUUGUGGAUCGCACCUAACGCCAUGAUUGCCAUCUUCUUAGCUGAUCUGUCCAAUCUGGGUAAGGUCUGGAAAGGAUUUCAAGAUGAGCUUCAUGCAAAUCCCAAGACCUGGGCCGCGGUGCAAGGUAUUGCAGCUCCAGCGUUGACAUCCCUGGUCUAUCUCGUCUUACCCAUUAUAUUCCGGCGCCUCUCAGUCCGGGCUGGCGACAUCACGAAAACAUCGCGGGAGCGCCAUGUCAUUCAUAGUUUAUAUGCUUUCUUCGUUUUCAACAACCUGGUGGUAUUUUCAAUAUUCUCGGCGAUUUGGGCAUUUGUGACCGCAGUGAUCGAAGCCAAAAAUGACAACAACAACGUUUGGGAUGCGAUCAUCAAGGGACGGAUCCAUUACCAUGUUAUGUCAGCCCUGUGCCACAUCUCCCCCUUUUGGGUCACCUGGGUUUUGCAGAGAAACAUUGGCGCUGCCAUCGAUCUUCUCCAGGUCGUGAAAUUGGCUUGGAUCUGGUUUACCAAACAGUUUAUGGCGACGACUCCUAGGCAGAUUAUCGAAUGGACUGCUCCGGCUCCAUUUCCCUAUGCAAGUUAUUACAACUACUUCCUAUUUUAUGCGACGAUAGCCCUCUGUUUCGCGACUCUGCAGCCAAUUAUCCUUCCUGUGACGGCCAUUUAUUUCGCCCUCGAUUCCUGGCUUAAGAAAUACCUCCUUCUCUACGUUUUUGUCACCAAGACCGAAUCCGGUGGCCAAUACUGGCGUGUCCUCUUCAAUCGUAUAGUAUUCGCAAUGAUCCUCGCCAACUUCGUAACUGCAGUUGUCAUCAAAGCCAAGGGAAGCUGGACAAUGGUCUCCUGUCUAAUUCCCCUCCCCUUCCUAAUGCUCGCGUUCAAAUGGUACUGUAGAAGAACCUUCGACGAUGGCUUAACAUACUACCGCCGCAUGAUCCCCGCCGACGCAGAGUCCCUCGCCCCCGGGAAAGGCAGGAAGAAAAACUCUGAAAGAAUCGCCUCCAAAUUCGGCCACCCAGCACUCUACAAGCCCCUGAUGACGCCAAUGGUCCACGCCAAAGCCGCCGGCGCGCUGGAGAAGAUCUUCCAAGCACAAGGCGGUGGCGCACAGGUCGCCAACGAGUACUCAGACAUAGCGCUACAGAAGAUGUCCUCGAACGAACCCGGGCGAACAUCCAGCCAUCCCCACGAUGCGGCCCCGGCCCCCUUCGAAGUCGUCCAGGAAAACCAACUUGACUUCGCAUAUUUCAAGGACCGGGCCGACUUCCGCGGCGAGUUCGGCGGCGGCAUCUACGGUCGCCCGGAGGACCUGAUCAGUGAGCGCUCGCACACGCCCCGCAGCUUCCUCGCCGGGUUUGAUUCCCCUGGCUCCUCGCGCGCUUCGUCGCCUGUGCGACACGCAAUGGCACCCGGAGGAAGAGGGCCAGUCGUUCCGCCCGGCCACCACCUGCACACCCAGCCAUUCGAUAGCCAAUCCGUUAUUCCUCCAGUACCGAACAUCCCAGAGUACGCUACAUAUCGAUCGUCGUCGGUGGCGACGACGGAUGACAUUAGUAUUAAUAAUAAUAUUAAUACUAGUCACAAAGCAUUCUACCGGACGAUGACGACGGAUAGUGAGAGCGAGAGGGCGCUGCUGAGUAACGUGCAAGACCCACCUGUGCGGCAUUCUGCUGAUAUUGCGUCGUAUGAUGGUCGGGAGCGGAGUCCGUCGACGGGUCCGCAUGGGUGACUGCCACCGCGGGCGCCGCGGGGUUAAGGAGCUACGUCUUAUGAGGCGUAUGUAGGGUAUGCGAUAUUGAACUGAUUCCCGCCGCUUCACUUUUUCGUUUUUGUCUCUAUAUUUACCGUUGAAGGGCAAAUAGUCAUGUUUUCUUUUUCUUCUUUUUUUUUGGUUGCAUUUAUGUUAAUAUUGAAGGAGAGGUUCUUUUUCUUCUUAUAUAUAACUUAAUUGCUUUUUGGGUACUAAUGUUGAAUGAUACCUGGGAGGCUUAUGGAUUGGGGGCGUCUGUUUUAUAAAUGGUUGUUCUUAUUUGGCUGGUGGCUUCUGGAAGGUGAUGCUGGUGCCAUUUUGUUUUUGGUUUUUUUUCCUGCCAUUUAGACAAAUGUCAUAUGGGCGUUUUUCCUCAUUUUGCGGUAGAUUGCCGCGAAAUGAAUGAUAGACAGUUUCAUCCCUCCGGUGUAUUGGAAUGGUGGGCUGGAGAAAGCGGAGGAAUGUGCGUAUAUAUAUACACAUGCUCCAUGGUGUUACUAGAUAUACGCAUACAACUACAUAAAGCAUAAUUUUCUCAA